Boleophthalmus pectinirostris (great blue-spotted mudskipper) is the source of this 1002-nucleotide messenger RNA. RefSeq names its product meiotic nuclear divisions 1 homolog (S. cerevisiae) (gene mnd1). The transcript is spliced from 8 exons. Bases 138 to 755 code for a protein of 205 amino acids. Lineage: Eukaryota; Metazoa; Chordata; Actinopteri; Gobiiformes; Gobiidae. Gene Ontology annotation, biological process: reciprocal meiotic recombination. The record is from RefSeq and is a predicted model, not a curated record. Gene Ontology annotation, cellular component: nucleus. Gene Ontology annotation, molecular function: double-stranded DNA binding.
GUGGCUGCUAGUUUCGCGGGAAUUUCAGUGUAGUGCCUGAUUUCCGCUAAGGCUUUCAACAACAAAACAUUUUCCUGGGAUUUCAGGUCUAAAAAUUACCCUUUUGUCUCUGGGCUGUACCAGUAGCCAGCGAUAACAUGUCAAAGAAGAAAGGACUGAGCUUGGAGGAGAAGAGGACUCGCAUGCUGGAGAUUUUCUUUGAAUCAAAAGAUGUAUUCCAGCUGAAGGACAUUGAGAAAAUUGCACCAAAGUCAAAAGGCAUCACUCCCAUGGCAGUGAAGGAGGUGCUGCAGAGCCUGGUAGAUGACAACAUGGUGGACUGUGAACGAGUGGGGACCUCCAACUACUACUGGUCCUUUCCCAGUAAAGCCCUGAACACUCGGAAACACAAGCUGGAAGAGCUCAAGAGACAGAUUUCAGAAUCGAAGCAGAGGAAGGAGACGCUACAAAAAGCAGUGGAAGCUGCAAAAGUGGGACGUGAAGAUACUAAUAAAAGGAGCGUCCUGCUGAAGGAGCUCGAGGGUCUCAGAGGGGAGAGCACUGAACUGCAGGCUGAGCUGGACAAGUACAGAGAAUGUGACCCAGAAGUUGUCCAAGAAAUGAAGAAAUCAAACGUGGUAGCCAAAGAAGCAGUCUCCAGAUGGACAGAUAACGUUUUUGCCAUAAAGUCAUGGACCAAGAAGAAGUUUUCCUUCGAUGAAAACCACAUUAACAAGGCCUUUGGGAUCCCGGAUGACUUUGACUACAUGGACUAAAUGUUGGCCCUUGAACUUUAGCUCCUGCCUGUAUACACUGAAUGUUUUAAGGUAGCACGAACCUUAAAUCUCCACAUCUGGUUCCCUGAUUCUCAUUCUGUCCUAACACGCAUUAAUAUUCAAGUCAAAUGGCCUAAGGAGAUGAGCAUAAAAAUAUUGGUCACAAAAAACAUCUAUCCUCUCUGCAACUGGAGAAGGGACUGAUCCAACCAUUAGUCAGCAGAGGACGCUGAAAGCAGACUAUUAA